AGAAAGUUAAACCUGCUCUCUUGGCGUGACAUUUACGCCGUCUCACAUUUUUCACCAGCUGGACGUGAAUGUGCUGUAGCUGCUUGUGUUUGCCAACAGAAAGCCUGCACGAGUGGCAACACACGGGGCUGUGCUCGGAUCGGCUCGGCUCUGGAGAGCCCAGAACUUUUGGUUGCUGACCAGAAUGCCCACUGACGACCGACACCUACCCUCUAGUUGUGGUUCUUACGUCAAAACCGAGCCCUCCAGUCCAUCCUCCUCGCUCGUAGACACCGGCAGUCAUCACAGCCCCAGCGGCAACUCAGACGCCAGCGGCGGUUACGUUAACGGCACCGGCGGGCGCUCCCACGCCCUGGACUCACCUCCGAUGUUCAACCCGGGCAUGCUCGGUGGCGGCAGCGCGUGCUUACGGCGUUACGAGGAGUGCUCCGGCAGCAUGACAGACGACUCGCCAAUUAAGUGCGAGUACAUGCUCAAUGCCAUUCCCAAGAGGCUGUGCCUGGUGUGUGGCGACAUUGCCUCAGGGUACCACUACGGGGUCGCCUCUUGUGAGGCCUGCAAAGCCUUUUUUAAAAGAACAAUACAAGGAAACAUAGAGUACAGCUGUCCAGCCACCAACGAGUGCGAGAUCACCAAGAGGAGACGGAAGUCCUGCCAGGCCUGCCGUUUCAUGAAAUGUCUUAAAGUUGGCAUGUUGAAGGAAGGCGUGCGUCUGGACCGGGUGAGAGGCGGAAGACAGAAGUAUAAACGGAGGUUGGAUGCUGAGAAUGGGUCUUACCUGGGCCUCACUCUCCCUCCACCAGCAAAAAAGCCCUUGACGAAGAUUGUUUCGCAUCUGCUGGUGGUGGAGCCGGAGAAGAUCUACGCCAUGCCGGAUCCGACCAUGCCUGACGGCGACAUCAAGGCCUUGACCACCCUGUGCGACCUGGCUGACCGCGAGCUGGUGGUCAUCAUCGGCUGGGCCAAGCAUAUCCCAGGUUUUUCCACACUGUCCUUGGCAGACCAAAUGAGUCUGCUGCAGAGCGCCUGGAUGGAGAUCCUGGUGCUGAGCAUUGUGUUUCGCUCGCUGCCCUGCGAGGACGAGAUCGUGUACGCAGAGGACUACGUGGUGGACGAGGAGCAGGCGAGGAUCUCGGGCCUGCUGGAUCUUCACGUCGCCAUCCUGCCGCUGGUUCGACGCUACAAGAAGCUGCGCAUGGAGAAGGAGGAGUUUGUCACGCUCAAAGCCAUCGCGCUCGCCAACUCUGACUCCAUGCACAUAGAGAGCAUCGAAGCCGUCCAAAGGCUCCAAGACUCUCUGCAUGAGGCUCUGCAGGAUUACGAGGGAUCGCAGCACCCAGAGGACCCCAGACGGGCAGGGAAGCUGCUGAUGACCCUGCCUCUGCUCCGUCAGACCGCCACAAAGGCUGUUCAGCACUUCUACAGCAUUAAAAUGCAGGGCAAAGUUCCCAUGCACAAACUAUUCCUCGAGAUGCUGGAGGCCAAGGCUUGACACCUGGAACAGCUGCAUCAUUCAGUCAGAGACGAGCAACAACCCUUGAGAAAAAAGGGGGGAGUGCCAAUUAACAGCCAAAGGAUGACGCUUGGACUCUGAAGUCAUUUUACCUAUUUGAAUAAUAGCAAAAAAA
Molecule: messenger RNA, 1628 nt
Organism: Fundulus heteroclitus (mummichog)
Lineage: Eukaryota; Metazoa; Chordata; Actinopteri; Cyprinodontiformes; Fundulidae
Gene: esrrgb
Product: estrogen-related receptor gamma b
Biological process (GO): regulation of DNA-templated transcription
Cellular component (GO): nucleus
Molecular function (GO): zinc ion binding; nuclear steroid receptor activity; DNA-binding transcription factor activity
Source: RefSeq, marked provisional